AUGUCGCGAGCUAUUCGGGACCGGAACUUUCAUAGCACACCGUCGCGCUCCGAUUUUCACUUCGAUACCCAUCAUUUUGUGCAGAGAUUGGAGCGAGAAGGGUUGAAUCGGGCACAGGCGGAGGGGAUCAUGAGUGCCAUGGCCGAAGUCAUUGAUGAAAGCGUGCGGAACAUGACGAGUAAUAUGGUCACGAAGGCCGAACAAGAGAAGCACCUAUACACGCAACAAGUCGAUUUUGCCCAGCUGAAGUCCGAACUUCAACUGUCGGAGCGGAACGACUUGGCCCAGCUGAAAGCGGAGAAUGAGCGCCUAGUUGCCGACGUCGAGAAGUUGAAGCAACGCCUUCGCGACGAGAUAACACGUACACAGUCGGGAGUACGACUCGAUCUCAAUCUAGAGAAGGGGCGCAUGCGAGAGGAGAGUAGCGGGCAGGAACUGAAGAUCAAGGAGGUUGACACGCGCAUCGAGGGCGAGAUCGCGAGUGUAAGAGCUGGUAUUCAGAACAGCAAGGCGACGACGCUGCAAUACCUUGUCGGUUUUGUUACCGGUUGCAGUGCCCUUCUCAUGGCGUACCUCCGAUUCAGAUUAUAG
Punctularia strigosozonata HHB-11173 SS5 is the source of this 591-nucleotide messenger RNA. Its product is annotated as DUF1640-domain-containing protein. The transcript has 4 exons. The record is from RefSeq and is a predicted model, not a curated record. Gene Ontology annotation, cellular component: mitochondrion. Bases 1 to 591 code for a protein of 196 amino acids. Lineage: Eukaryota; Fungi; Basidiomycota; Agaricomycetes; Corticiales; Punctulariaceae.